AUGGAGAAGACAUGCUUCCGCUGUGCUGUUGCAAUGUUGCUGCUUAGCGUUUCGAUGGUUUGCCUGGCUGAGACAGUAACGAACUUAACUGUGGAUCAAUCUGCACUUCUGGCAUUCAAAACCCAUAUCACUUUCAACUCUGAAGGUGCAUUUGCGGAUAGUUGGUCCACUAAUUCCUCUGUCUGCAACUGGGUAGGGGUCUUUUGCGCUACCGGAAGAGUCACGGCUUUGAAUCUCUCUGACAUGGGUCUCAGUGGCACCAUAGCUCCACAUCUUGGAAACUUAUCGUUUCUUACUACACUGGACCUUAGUUCCAACAGUUUCCAUGGCUACAUACCGAACGAGUUGGCUCAUUUGAAUCAGUUGAAAGAAAUCCGUUUGGAAUUCAACAACUUUAGUGGAGAGGUACCAUCAUGGAUUGGGAUUUUACCCGAACUUCAGCACCUGGUGCUGUAUAAUAAUAGCUUCGAAGGUUCAUUACCUGAGGAGAUUGGUACCCUUAAUCUGACACGAUUAAACAUGGCAGAGAACAGCUUCACUGGUUUCAUUCCAUUGAGAAUCUUCAAUAUGUCAGCCCUGAGAAUGCUCGGCCUGAGUUUCAAUCAAUUCUCAGGGCGUCUCCCAUCGACUAUGGGGCUUUGGCUUCCCAAUCUUGAGAGGCUUUAUCUAGACAACAAUAAACUCAGUGGAAUAAUCCCAAGCUCCAUCUCAAAUUCUUCCAAGCUUACCAUCCUAAGCCUGAUCGUAAACUCAUUCUCUGGCACUGUACCCAAUUCACUUGGUAAUUUAAGACUCCUGGAGGAGCUUUUCAUUGGAGGGAAUAAUUUGACGAGGGAAUUUUCUACUCCAGAAUUGAGUUUUUUCUCUUAUUUAGCCAAUUGCAGAAAUCUGAGGCUCUUGGAAAUAUCAUUAAAUCAACUGAAUGGCAUCCUCCCGAAAUCUAUAGGAAAUCUGUCUACUUCUCUUGAAUAUUUGGGAGCAUUUGGAUGCAAAAUUAAGGGCGACAUCCCCAGUGAAAUUGGAAACUUGAUCAGCUUGCAUACCUUAAGCUUAGAUGACAAUGAUUUGACAGGAUCUAUCCCGACAGCACUCAGAAGAUUGGACCAUCUCCAACGUUUAUAUCUUGAAAACAAUCGACUACAAGGAUACAUCCCCACAGAUCUUUGUCAGUUAAAGAACUUGGGAGACCUGUAUCUAAAUGACAAUAUGCUCCAUGGACCCAUACCAAAUUGCUUGGGUGAUCUAAAAUCUCUGCGUGGUGUCUACUUACAUUCCAACAGAUUGAAUUCCACUAUACCCUUGAAUUUGUGGAGCCUUACAGAUCUCUUGGGUCUAAAUCUAUCUUUAAAUUCUAUAAGUGGUUAUCUACCGUCAGAUAUUGCAAAUUUGAGGGCGAUAACACAGAUAGACUUGUCAUGGAAUCAGUUGUCAGGAGACAUCCCAAGCACCAUAGGAGGUGCCCAGACACUGAUUUCUAUCUCCUUGGCGCAUAAUAAUAUUCAAGGACCUAUUCCUCGAUCUUUGGGCUCCUUAACGAGCUUGCAAACUUUAGAUCUCUCCAAUAACAAUUUAUCUGGAGCGAUUCCCACGUCCUUGGAGGAACUCAGGUAUCUCCAACACCUAAACUUGUCUUUCAAUAGACUGCAAGGAGAAAUUCCCGCGGGAGGAAGUUUUGUAAACUUCACAGCUCAAUCUUUUAUGCAAAAUGAUGAGUUAUGUGGUGCACCUCGAUUGCAAGUCCUACCAUGUAAAACCAGAACUCUGCAGCGAUCAAGGGCCAAAAUUGUGUCUCUACUGCGAUAUAUUUUACCACCCAUGAUCACAUUGGGUAUCCUUGUACCUGCCAUUAUAUAUGUGUUGCUAAGAUGGCGAAAACAAAACAUGAAUAGACAAGACCAUGCAGAUUCAUUACCUUUUGCGUGGAAAAGGAUUUCAUACUACGAACUUCUACAGGCAACGCAUGCAUUUAGUGACGACAACCUUCUCGGUACAGGGGGUUUUGGCUCGGUAUAUAAAGGAAUGAUUUCAGGUGAAGUUAGUAUUGCAGUAAAAGUCUUCAAUUUGCAGAUAGAAGGAGCAUUCAAGAGUUUUGACGUGGAAUGUGAAGUAAUGCGGAACAUUCGACAUAGGAAUCUUGUUGGAAUAAUCAGUAGUUGUUCUAACAUGGAUUUCAAAGCCUUGGUACUAGACUACAUGCCUAACGGGAGCCUUGAGAAAUGGCUAUACUCUCAUAACUAUUGUUUGGAUAUCCUACAGCGGCUAAACAUAAUGAUUGAUGUUGCAUCAGCCUUGGAAUAUCUACAUCAUGGUCAUACAACACCUGUAGUUCACUGUGAUUUGAAGCCCAGCAAUGUCCUACUGGAUGAAGAUAUGAUUGCACACGUUGGAGAUUUUGGUAUUUCCAAACUCUUCGGUGAAGGAGAGUUCACAGCACAGACAACGACCUUGGCAACAGUCGGGUACAUGGCACCAGAGUAUGGAAUGGAAGGAAUUAUAUCUACAAAGGGCGACGUCUACAGUUAUGGAAUUCUGUUGAUGGAAACAUUCAUAAGGAAGAAGCCAACAGAUGAAAUGUUUGCUGGAGAAUUAAGCUUGAAGAAAUGGGUGAACAAAGCAUUAGCUGGUUCGGUAAUGGAAGUUGUGGACACUAAUCUGAUUGGAAGAGAGGAUGAACAUUAUUCUGUGAAGGAGCAUUGUGUGUCAUCACUAUUACAUUUGGCCAUGGAUUGUUCCAGUGAUUCACCUGAUGAGAGGAUCAACAUGGAGGAUGUCUUGCCAAGACUCAGGAAAAUUAAAGUCAAGUUUCUAGAAACAGCCAUGUAG
Ilex paraguariensis (yerba mate) is the source of this 2823-nucleotide messenger RNA. Lineage: Eukaryota; Viridiplantae; Streptophyta; Magnoliopsida; Aquifoliales; Aquifoliaceae. The record is from the annotation of a GenBank genome assembly.